AUGUUUGUUCCUCUAUAUCCUCAGUCUUACAUCAUCUAUGUCCCUUAUCUGUUUCUGUUCCUCCCGAAGGAAAAACAUUCUUGGAAAUAUCAAAAUUUAAUUCAAGUUUGUGAAAUGGCUAAAUGGAUACACCUCGCAGCAUUGUUUUUCGUCGGAGCGGCCCUUUGUUGCAGAGAUGAAGAGAGGCGGAAGCUGUAUGGUCAUUGCCGCUCGGCAUUGUGUAUCAAAGGAAACUGGUACCUACAUCAGUGUGUACCUGGGAUCAUGAACGACAUAAAAAAUACCCCUGAAAGGAAACUCGACUGUGGGGAAGGCACGUUGUACCUGGAUCACGAAGAGCCAAGGAUAUAUUACCAGUGCCAUAAUGGAACUCUCUUUCCCAAAAGAUGUCCAGACGGACAAGAAUUCAGCUAUGAAACAAACACAUGUCUUGAAACCUCAUCGAAGGUUCCAGAUCGGAAUUCACAUUCAAGGUCUGAACGUUCUGUUUCAGAACUGGAGAUGAAGCGUGCAGGUGACAAUGUUGGUAGCAUGUGUGACGAGGACACUACGUACUCGGAUGUAUUCGAUGUGACAGCGUAUUAUAAGUGCAUUGGUGGAAAAUUAAUUUCAUAUAUAUGCCAAGGCGAUGCGAUAUUUAACUCGGAAAAACAGCGAUGCGUUUCGCCGUCCUCCAGACCAAAAGUUGUAGCAAACAGUUUCAUAACCAAACAAGCCCGAUGCAACCAUGGAGAAACUCGUAAAAAAGAAGGUUCUUGCAAGCAGUUUUACGAAUGUGUAAAUGGUACAGAAGUUAUCGGGGUAUGUAUGGACUGCCAGAACUAUGACGAACACCAGAAGAAAUGCCGUUAUGUAUUCGAUUAUCCAUGUCAGCUUCCUGGACAACCGACAACCUCACCUUCGGAAGGCUCGUCAACAGGCGGCCCAGGAUUAUGGACAUCUGAUCCAUCACCUUCAGACACUACAGAGGUUAUCGAUACGAGUACGAGAAUCGCGAGCGACGGAGGAUCGUCUCCGAACCCGACAGCAGCUGGAAAUGAAGUUUCGACCACAGUGACAACAACCGUGAAGGUGCCAUCAACUUCUUCUGAGCCGGAGAGUUCGGCCUUACCGUUCGGAGACUGCAAACACAGGCGUGCCCUUCCGGACUGCAAGUACUACCUGGAGUGCCACGAAGGAGAACUGGUCACCAGGAGGUGUGGCUGGUUGCAGUACUUCGAUUCGUUGUCGAACUCUUGCAGUUUUAUGGGAUACAAGUGUCACGAAACAAAAUAAAACAAUUUAACAACACCAUUACCCGUGAGGGAACUCUCCCUUAACACAUAUCGUCAGAUUAUUGCAAAAUGUCUCAAAGUACAUUUUUUGAUAAGUCAUAAUUUAGGGCUUAGAGGCGUAAAACCCCGAGAACAUCAUCGUUUAUCUAAUCUUCAUUCCAAUUAUAACUUAUUGUAGAAAAAAAAAUCAAGUUUAAAUUGUGUUUAGUAAAUAAUAAGUUUAAAAAAAAUUAUUACCG
This is a messenger RNA of Nezara viridula (southern green stink bug), 1513 nucleotides long. The record is from the annotation of a GenBank genome assembly. NCBI's taxonomy places the organism in Eukaryota, Metazoa, Arthropoda, Insecta, Hemiptera, Pentatomidae.